This is a messenger RNA of Panicum hallii, 1889 nucleotides long. Its product is annotated as CBL-interacting protein kinase 1. Gene Ontology annotation, biological process: protein phosphorylation; signal transduction. The transcript has 13 exons. Bases 345 to 1736 code for a protein of 463 amino acids. Gene Ontology annotation, molecular function: protein kinase activity; ATP binding. The record is from RefSeq and is a predicted model, not a curated record. NCBI's taxonomy places the organism in Eukaryota, Viridiplantae, Streptophyta, Magnoliopsida, Poales, Poaceae.
GUUGCCCACCCGGUUACAUCUCACGGAACCUCGGCCUCAGGCGACGGGGGAGGAAGCAAGCACAGCAAAGGCAGCAUCGUCAGAAGAGACAAGCGGCAAGGGGAGAGGAGUAGACGACUGAGGCUAGAUAGAAGAAGAUCAGGAGCAGGAGCAGGAGCUCCUAUAAGUAGCCCCCUCCCCUUCCCCUCCCCUCUCCCCCUGAUCCACCUCCCCGCCUCAUCCGUUUCCCUCAUCUCUCAGCUCUAGCGCGGCAGAGAGAGCUAGGGAGAGGACCGGGAGUUUGCCGGAGGCGGCGUCUGCACACACGCGCGCGCGCGGAUCAAGCAAGGAGUUUGGUGUUGUGAAUGGUGAAGGGCGAGGCGGAGGCGGAGUGCACGCGGGCGUCGCUGCUGGGGAGGUAUGAGAUCGGGCGCACCCUUGGGGAGGGCAACUUCGGCAAGGUGAAGUACGCGCGCCACAUCGCCACCGGCGCCCACUUCGCCAUCAAGAUCCUCGACCGCAGCAAGAUCCUCUCGCUCCGCAUCAACGACCAGAUAAGGAGGGAGAUCGGGACACUGAAGCUGCUCAAGCACCCGAAUGUCGUCCGCCUGCACGAGGUUGCUGCUAGCAAAACGAAGAUUUACAUGGUGCUUGAGUUCGUCAACGGCGGCGAGCUCUUUGACAAGAUUGCUGUAAAGGGGAAACUGUCUGAACAUGAGGGAAGGAGGCUUUUCCAGCAGCUAAUUGACGGCGUGAGCUAUUGCCAUGAUAAAGGUGUCUACCACAGGGAUCUUAAGCCAGAGAACGUUCUUGUUGAUCGGAAGGGCAACAUCAAGAUCUCCGACUUCGGCCUUAGUGCUCUACCUCAGCAUCUCGGGAAUGAUGGACUUCUGCACACAACAUGUGGCAGCCCCAAUUACAUCGCUCCUGAGGUUUUGCAAAAUAGAGGUUACGAUGGCUCCUUGUCGGAUAUCUGGUCUUGUGGGGUAAUCCUAUAUGUAAUGCUUGUUGGUUACCUUCCCUUCGAUGACAGGAAUCUUGUUGUUCUUUAUCAGAAGAUUUUCAAGGGAGACUGUCAGAUCCCAAAGUGGCUUUCACCUGCUGCACAGGACCUUCUUAGGAAGAUUCUUGAACCAAAUCCGAUGAAAAGGAUCAACAUCACGGGCAUCAAAGAGCAUGAGUGGUUUAAGAAGGACUACGUUCCUGCUGUUCCAUACGAUGACGAUGAAGAUUUACUUCCUAGUUCAGUUCUCCCAAUCAAAGAGCCAAUUGAUGAAUCAGCACAAGAAAAGCCUACUCAUAUCAACGCUUUUCAGCUGAUCGGAAUGGCUUCGUCCCUUGAUCUUUCUGGUUUCUUCGAGGAAGAGGACGUGGCUCAAAGAAAGAUUCGGUUCACAUCAACACAUUCACCCAAGGAUUUAUUUGACAAGAUUGAGAAUGUCGUGACAGAGAUGGGAUUCAAAGUCCAUAGGGGACCAAGGAAGCUCAAAAUAUUGAAAAAUUGCAAAGCUUCCAAGAACUCGAGGAGUCCCGCAUCAUUUUUGGUGUGCAUUGAGGUGUUUGAGCUAGGACCAUCUUUAUAUGUCGUAGAACUGAAGAAAUCCCAUGGAGAUUCUAUAUUGUAUAGACAGCUGUGUGAGAGGCUCUCAGAUGAGCUGGGGGUGUGCAAGACAGAGGAGAUUAUGAGGACAGAAUCGCUGGGUGACUCAGAUAUGUCGAGCCUUGAUGGCGAAGCACUACCUUUGUCUGGUUUCUGAUCAUUGCUUCCCUGCGUGGUUUUGGGCACAGGGGAUGGGGGACAUACUCGUUCCUGAUGUAGUUCUAGAUUAGGAUCAUGUACAAAGCGAGUGGCGCAAAUUAGCCACCAGGUUGAAUAUAUAUAAAUAUAUAAGAAAUGAUUUGUUGUAGCC